AUGUCUAGCUGUAUCGUGGGCUUUAUAACGUCCCACAAAUUAACGAGGGUUACGAAGCACCAUUUUGAGUUGUUUGUCGCCUGGAUCGUCGUAGUACCGCACGAUGUGCUCGAGAUCGUGCAAGAGGCCGCCACGGAAAUGGUCAAGUGCGUUAUGUACUACUUUUGCUACGAUCGCGUGACCUUGGCGGGGUACUGGAUUAGCGAGCAACACGGACAAACGAUUCGAUGGCCAGACCGGACGUCACCGGAUGUACUGGACGCUGCGGACACCAAUACGGAUCUGAAGGGGCAGCAGCUGAUCUUUCUUAGCACGGAUAUGGGUCGCGAUGUUACGUACGAUGUGGCGAUUGGGGAAACGAUCGCUCAACGUCACAACGGGAGGUUCCGCAUGGCAGUUGGUCUGAUGGAGUGUCCCGAUUAUAUGUACGGGCCGAUGUACACGAACACGUAUGGUCGCUUCCUGAUGUUGCCCGAAACGUUCCAGAUGUGCUUCCUGGUGCCACGAAGCACCAGGAAGUCCAUCUUUUCCGUACUGCUCGAUCCGUUUGAUCUGCCCAGCUGGAUGGUGCUGUUGGCCACGGUUUGCACGAUGUCGAUCGUACUUUCGAUGGCUGGCGAGUCGUACCGGCGUUACAGCUUCCCGCUGAUUGUGCUGGAACUGGUGAUGAGUGUCAUCAAUGGGCCGACGCACAAGUUUGAUGGCCGCUUCGAGCUACGCAUCAUCGGAUUGUACAUGAUGAUGAGUAUCGUGUUGCUGUCGUGCUACCAAUCGUUGGUCAUCUCGUUCAUGGCGGUUGCCCGCUACUAUCCCGAGUUGGACACGAUCGAGCAGAUCAACGAGACGUGCCAGUUCCAGUUCAAUCCGUACCUCCAGGUCCUUGGUUUCAAGUUUCGGCACAAUUUUCAAACAUUCGAGUACGUCCGGUCGCAGGAGACGAUGUGGCGACACAAGGUGUGCAGGAUGGUGCCAUGCUACGACCUGAUAUCGGCACACUCGACCGUACCGCUGGUGGGGAGGAAUGAUCGUGAGGAGGUGCAACACGUUAUGCAGCUCUUUCGCUUCUCGAAAGCACGGCUACACUCGUCCAACGUCAUGUAUCUGAUCUUUCACAGCUCAACGUUGCGUCCGCUUAUCGAACGGUACACGGCGAGGUUCCUUGAAGCGCACCUGCACCACUACCCCAUGCUGCUGAACGGAAUGCCAGGUGCCCUUCAGGAUGAAAGUGGACCACCGUUGCGCGUGCUGGCUGCGACCGCCGAGGAACUGAUGAUCGUGUGGCUUAUCUAUUUACUUGGGUGCCUGGUGAGUAGUGGGUGGUUUCUGCUGGAAGUGCUUUCCGUUUGCAUUCCUCGGGCUGCACGGGUUUUGAGGGCCAGUGUGCUUAACGUAUGGAGGAGAGUAAGGUCACGAGCGAUUCGGAAUGCGGCUAGCGGAAGAAAAGCGGCGGUUUAG
Messenger RNA from Anopheles aquasalis, 1455 nucleotides. RefSeq lists its product as uncharacterized. NCBI's taxonomy places the organism in Eukaryota, Metazoa, Arthropoda, Insecta, Diptera, Culicidae. The record is from RefSeq and is a predicted model, not a curated record.